This is a messenger RNA of Mya arenaria, 1101 nucleotides long. Its product is annotated as receptor-type tyrosine-protein phosphatase S-like. The coding region runs from base 1 to 1101 and encodes 366 amino acids. The record is from RefSeq and is a predicted model, not a curated record. Lineage: Eukaryota; Metazoa; Mollusca; Bivalvia; Myida; Myidae. Gene Ontology annotation, biological process: protein dephosphorylation. Gene Ontology annotation, molecular function: protein tyrosine phosphatase activity. The transcript is spliced from 11 exons.
AUGCGGGAUGCGGGGGCAUUUGGCGGGAGGUUUACCAGCAGUUUAUCCCCGCAGGGCGGGAUUUUACCCGGGAUUGGCUGGACCCAAAGUUCCCGCUUUUCCCCGGACUUGGGGUGCAGAGAGCAGGCUCGCUGUGUUUCGCCGAGAAAACAGCUUAAAUCCUUCGUCGCCAUAUCUCCAGAGGUCCAUGACUGGUCUAUAUUCCCUCCAAUACCUGAAAGCCCCAAUAUCCAGAGUCCACCACCGAACAACAGGUCCGGCAAGGAAACGACGCAUAUUUUUACAGAAGAUAGUCUUGAAAUUGACGAGGAUGAUGCCUCUGCAAGGGAACUUGCAGUAAAAUUUGAGGAAAAUGGAGGUGUUUAUUAUAACAGCGCUGAAAAAAUUAGCACAUUGAAAUUGCCUGUGACCGGUCUACUAAAAUAUGCACAAAACAUUCGUUUAAAGAACCUUGAAGAAGAGUUUCAGAAAAUUCCAUACGGUCUUGUGAAAGCCUAUGGAGUUUCCCAAACGAAACUAAACAUGCACAGUAAUAGAUACAAAGGAAUCUACCCGUAUGAUGAUUCGCGAGUUAUAGUACGAGGUGGAAAAACAGACUACAUUAAUGCAAGCUAUAUGGACGGAUUCAGAAGGCGCAAUGCAUAUAUUGCUACUUUGGGUCCAAUGGCUAAGCAGCUUGGCAAUUUUGGCCAAUUCUGGCGAAUGGUCUGGCAACAGGAAGUGGAGAAGAUUGUCAUGGUGACCAGUUUGGUAGAGGGUAAGAACAUAAAAUGCGAGCAAUAUUGGCCCGACCGAUAUCAAAGUAAACUAUACGGCGCUAUAGAAGUUGUAUGCAAGGUUGAAAAACUGUACGCAGAUUUCAUUUGGAGACAAUUUACGCUUUCUAAGAACUCUGAAGAAAGAAGUCUACAUCAUCUACAGUUCACGAACUGGCCAGACAAGGACAUCCCUGAUGACGUCACAUCAAUUAUAGACAUUAGACAGAGGGUGAACGCCUUGCCGAGUUCCCUCGAAGGACCAGUAGUUGUGCAUUGCAGUGCUGGUGUUGGCCGAACGGGUACAUACAUAGCUCUAGACAUUCUGACAAAAGAGGGUGAGUAG